CUAAAAUAUGUGGGGGGAUAAUGAUAUGGUGCCCGGCAAAGGAGGGGCAAAAGUCAGGGUGUUAAUAAGCACACGCAUGAGGGAGGGCGCUUUUCUCGAGCUCAUCAGCUCUUCAUUGCACGCUAUACGCUCUUUGGACUGGUUUCUCAUUUGUCAUGUCGUCCACCCUACUGGAGCAGACGCGGGCUCACCACGAGGAAAUUGAGAAGCUAGAGCGUCUAAUUGCCCGGGACUGGCUGACAAAUGAGUCGCAGGCUCACAAGGACAAGCUAUACCAAGGGCACCGAGUCAAGGGAUUCUUGGAAGCAAUAGCGAGCACGAGCGGAAAGCUGGUUGAGAUCUACGAGGAUGCGGAUGGCGCCAGGAAGGAGGAGAUUGCUGCCCUCGGGGGGCUGCAAGCGGAAAACCAGAAUGUCUUUAGCGCCUACUAUGAUCGUAUGAAAGAGAUUCGUGAUUACCACCGGCGCCACCCAAGCGCGCGCACGGUUGAGCAGGAGGAUCUCGAUGCACAUAUCAAAGCAGAGCCGCCCGUCUACUUCACGGGGGAGGAGGCGCUGGGGCGCUUUCUGGAUCUGCACGAGUUGCACGCCGCAUUCAUCAACGCCAAGUUUGGACCAAAGGAUGGGGACGAGGAGGAGCGCGAGUACAUGCGGUACCUGGACACGUUCCAUCAAUUGGAUAGCAUCCCACGACACUUCAAGUCGAGCAAGCAAUACCGCGACUACCUUUCCUCUCUCCUGGCCUACCUCCGCUCCUUCUAUGAGCGCACGGAACCGCUCAAAGACGUAACCCAACUUUUGUCCAAGGUUGAGGCAGAGUUCCAAAACCAAUGGGCAGCCGGCACAGUCCCGGGAUGGGAAGGCGCGUCCGAAGCGGGGCCGAAAGCGUCUGAAAACGUGCUCGACGUGGAAGCGUACGACUCCGUCCAGGAGCUGCUCGAAGUGGGCACAGAACGGAUCAAGGAGACGCUGGAACAUUUCGGGUUGAAAGUGGGGGGGACGCCCGAGCAGCGCGCGGCCCGGCUCUUGCUGCUGAAGGAUACCCCGCUGGAAGAGUUGGACGCAAAGCACUUUGCGAAGGGGCGGCGGCCGCCGAAGAAAGGGGCGCAGGCGAACGGGGGGGGCGACGCGGGGCGGGAAAAGGGGGCGUACGAGACGGCGCUGCAGGAGGCGCAAGUGCGCAAGUUCUGCGAGCUGCUGAAACAGGUGAUCUCCGACACGCGGGGCCACGUGGAGAUGAAGUACGCGCAGACUGCGGAGGAGCAAGACAAGGACCUGGAGGAGCAGGACGCGAGCGGGGGCGAGGAGAGCGACGAGGACGACGAGCAGAUCUACAACCCGCUCAAGCUGCCCAUGGGGCCCGACGGGAAGCCCAUCCCGUACUGGCUCUACAAGCUGCACGGGCUCAACCAGGAGUUCCGGUGUGAGAUCUGCGGCGACGCGAGCUACUGGGGCCGGCGCGCGUACGAGCGGCACUUCCGGGAGUGGCAGCACCAGCACGGCAUGAAGGUGCUGGGGAUCCCCAACACCAAGCAGUUCAACGAGAUCACCGUCAUCGCGGAUGCUCUGGCCCUGCAUAAAGCGAUGCAGGAGAAGUCGGGGACGGCGGUUUGGAAGCCCGACGUGGAGGAGGAGUACGAGGACAGCCAGGGCAACGUGUACAACAAGAAGGAGUACACCGACCUGCAGAGACAAGGCCUCAUCUAGACGGGCGGCACCGGAGAAAAAGCAGUCUUGUCUGACGUGUAUCUGUUUUCGAGGAAGCUUAUAUCAAGGAGAAAGUGCAGACUUCCGGUCAGAUUCAGGAUUGUGUUGACCUGGACUCGACCUCUGAGACGAGGAACACGCGUGCGGUGGUAAAGCGUCCUUCCAAACGUUGCCGGAACAAUGUCAAGUACCGCGUCAAGUUUCAUUCCCCAGAGCGAUGUCCUGUGGCGGGUCAUGCAAUCAAAGCAUUGAGGGCGACGCUCAAAGUUUGACCGGCUACCGUAGUACGGC
Messenger RNA from Klebsormidium nitens, 1997 nucleotides. Lineage: Eukaryota; Viridiplantae; Streptophyta; Klebsormidiophyceae; Klebsormidiales; Klebsormidiaceae. The record is from the annotation of a GenBank genome assembly.